AUGCUGCUCACCACUCGGCACUCUGCUUUCCGGCAAGCACAAUGCUACCUCAGGCUCUCGAGAACCUUCAAUCGACAACAACAGUCCGCUUUUGCCCGCCUACUAAGCUCCCUUGCUGUCCUUGAACAACGCGAGGGGAAACUUCAGAGUGCAUCCCUCAGCGCUGUCACUGCUGCUCAAAAGCUAGGAGGCUCAAUAACAGGCUUUGUUGCCGGGAGUCGUGUUAGAUCAGUGGCCGAGGAGGCUGCAAAGGUCAGGGGGCUAGAGAAGAUCAUCAUGGUCGAGAAUGGCGCAUAUGACAAAGCUCUCCCUGAAAAUUAUGCUCCUCUACUUGCUGAAAACAUAAAGAAAGGAGGUUUUACACAUGUGUUUGCUGGGCAUUCGGCAUUUGGCAAGAAUCUGAUGCCCAGGGUGUCUGCCCUCCUGGACGUACAACAGAUAUCAGAUAUUACCGUUAUUGAGGGCGAAGAUACCUUCGUUCGGCCAAUAUACGCUGGAAAUGCCAUUCUCACUGUUCAAUCAUCAGACAAAAUCAAGAUGAUAACAAUCAGAGGCACGGCUUUUACAGCUGCCGAGGCCGAGGGCGGCUCUGCUGAGAUCACCGAGGGGGUGGAUCCCAAGGUUGAAAUCAAGACUGAGUGGCUUUCGGAAGACUUGGCAAAAUCAGACCGACCUGACCUUGCAACAGCAAGCAAAGUUGUUUCUGGUGGACGAGGUCUAAAGUCAAAAGAAGAAUUUGACAGGAUUAUUCCACCAUUGGCAGACGCUUUGGGGGCAGCCAUCGGCGCAUCAAGAGCAGCGGUCGAUAGCGGCUUUGCGGACAACAGCUUGCAGGUCGGACAGACAGGCAAGAACGUUGCGCCGCAACUCUACCUCUGUGCCGGUAUUUCGGGAGCCAUCCAGCAUCUUGCAGGUAUGAAGGACAGUAAGGUAAUAGCGGCAAUCAAUAAGGACGCCGAUGCUCCAAUAUUUCAUGUGGCUGACGUUGGUCUUGUUGGCAACCUUUUUGAUAAAGUGCCAGAGCUGACUAUAAAAUUGAAGCAGUAG
Messenger RNA from Letharia columbiana, 1047 nucleotides. RefSeq lists its product as uncharacterized. The record is from RefSeq and is a predicted model, not a curated record. Gene Ontology annotation, cellular component: mitochondrion. The coding region runs from base 1 to 1047 and encodes 348 amino acids. NCBI's taxonomy places the organism in Eukaryota, Fungi, Ascomycota, Lecanoromycetes, Lecanorales, Parmeliaceae. The transcript has 3 exons. Gene Ontology annotation, molecular function: flavin adenine dinucleotide binding; electron transfer activity.